This is a messenger RNA of Hansenula anomala, 2409 nucleotides long. RefSeq names its product aconitate hydratase ACO2 (gene ACO2). Lineage: Eukaryota; Fungi; Ascomycota; Saccharomycetes; Phaffomycetales; Wickerhamomycetaceae. Gene Ontology annotation, molecular function: aconitate hydratase activity; 4 iron, 4 sulfur cluster binding. The coding region runs from base 1 to 2409 and encodes 802 amino acids. Gene Ontology annotation, biological process: tricarboxylic acid cycle. Gene Ontology annotation, cellular component: cytosol; mitochondrion. The record is from RefSeq and is a predicted model, not a curated record. The transcript is spliced from 2 exons.
AUGCUGAGUAUCAGAACAAACACUGCUGCCAGACAGCUACGCCACAGAGUUCAAAUACGAACACUAGCUUCAGCUGCUGAUCUUACCACCAGAAUCCCAGAAGACUACAAGUCAAGAGUCCCUCCUUAUCCAAAAUUGGUUUCCAAGUUAAAUCAAGUUAAACAAAUCUUAAAUAAUACUCCAUUAACUUUAGCUGAAAAAAUUUUAUAUUCACAUUUGGUUAAUCCUGAGGAAAGUUUAGCCAAAGGUGAUGUUUCUCAAAUUAGGGGCCUUGAAUAUUUGAAAUUAAACCCAGACAGAGUUGCUAUGCAAGAUGCUUCUGCUCAAAUGGCUUUAUUGCAAUUCAUGACAUGUGGAUUACCAUCAACUGCAGUCCCUGCUUCAAUCCACUGUGAUCAUCUAAUCGUGGGUAAAGAUGGUGAGAAAAAAGAUUUAAAAUCUUCAAUCGCUACAAAUAAAGAAGUUUUCGAUUUCUUACAAAGUUGUGGUGAAAAAUAUGGUAUCCAAUUUUGGGGGCCUGGUUCUGGUAUCAUUCAUCAAAUCGUUCUAGAAAACUUUAGUGCACCAGGUUUGAUGAUGCUUGGUACCGAUUCUCAUACUCCAAAUGCUGGUGGGUUGGGUGCUAUUGCCAUUGGUGUUGGUGGUGCUGAUGCUGUUGAUGCCCUAACUGGUACCCCAUGGGAAUUAAAAGCUCCAAAGAUCUUGGGUGUCAAAUUGACUGGUAAAAUGAAUGGCUGGACUUCUCCAAAGGAUAUCAUUACUCAUUUAGCUGGUUUAUUAACAGUUAGAGGUGGUACUGGGUUUAUUGUCGAAUAUUUCGGUGAAGGUGUUGAAACUUUAUCUUGUACAGGUAUGGCAACCAUUUGUAAUAUGGGUGCAGAAAUUGGUGCAACAACUUCAACUUUCCCAUAUCAAGAAGCUCAUAAACGUUAUUUACAAUCAACUCAUAGAUCCCCAUUAGCUGAAGCUGCUGAUGAAGUCAAUGCCAAAUUUGGAUUCUUAAAAGCUGAUGAAGGUGCUGAGUAUGAUAAAGUUAUUGAAAUCAACCUUUCAACUUUAGAACCUCAUGUUAAUGGUCCAUUCACUCCAGAUUUAUCUACUCCAAUUGGUAAAUUUGGUUCUACUACAAAAGAAAACCAAUGGCCUGGAAAAGUUAGUGCAGGUUUAAUCGGUUCUUGUACAAAUUCCUCUUAUCAAGAUAUGUCAAGAGCUGUUUCAUUAGUUAAACAAGCUGAAAAAGCUGGUUUAAAACCAAAAAUUCCAUUUUUCGUCACUCCAGGUUCGGAACAAAUUAGAGCCACUAUUGAAAGAGAUGGUUUGAUUGAUACAUUCACUUCAAAUGGUGCUAUUGUCUUGGCUAAUGCUUGUGGACCAUGUAUUGGUCAAUGGGAUCGUGUUGAUAUCGACAAGAAAUCAAGUGAAACUAAUUCAAUUUGGACUUCUUUUAAUAGAAAUUUCAGAGCAAGAAAUGAUGGUAAUAGAAAUACUAUGAAUUUCUUAACUUCUCCAGAAAUGGUUACUGCUAUGAUAUAUUCAGGUGACUCAAAUUUCAAUCCAAUUACUGAUUCAAUUAAAACUCCAACUGGUGAAGAAUUUAAAUUUACUCCUCCAAAAGGUGAAGAAUUGCCAGGUCAAGGUUUCAUUGCUGGUAGAGAAGAAUUUUAUCCAGAAUGGGCUCCAAAACCUAACUCAGAAGUUUCCAUCAAUGUCAGUCCAGACAGUGAUCGUUUACAAUUAUUAGAACCUUUCAAACCUUUCAACGGUAAAGAAUUAAAACUUUCAGUCUUGUUAAAAGUUGAAGGUAAAUGUACAACUGAUCAUAUCUCUGCUGCUGGUGUUUGGUUAAAAUAUAAAGGUCAUUUAGAAAACAUUUCAUACAACACUUUAAUUGGUGCUCAAAAUAAAGAAACUGGUGAAGUUAACACUGCAUAUGACUUAGAUGGUAAAGCUCAUACCAUUCCUGAAUUAAUGAUCAAAUGGAAAGAAGAACAAAGACCAUGGUGUGUUGUUGCUGAGCAUAACUAUGGUGAAGGUUCUGCGAGAGAACAUGCUGCUUUAUCUCCAAGAUUUUUGGGUGGUGAAAUGAUUUUAGUCAAAUCAUUUGCAAGAAUUCAUGAAACUAAUUUGAAAAAACAAGGUAUGCUGCCAUUAACUUUUGCUAAUGAAGCUGAUUAUGAUAAAUUAAGCCAUGGUGACGUUUUGGAAACUGUGAAUUUGGUUGAUAUGCUAAACAAAAAUGGUGAUAAUGGUGGUAUUAUUAAAGUCAAAGUUACCAAGUUGAAUGGUGAAACUUUUGAAAUUGAUACUAAGCACACAAUGUCAAAAGAUCAAGUUGAUUUUUUCAAAGCUGGUUCUGCAAUUAAUCAUAUUGGUAACUUACGUCGUGCUGAAGCUGCCAGAAAGCAAUAG